AUGAAAAGUGCUUUCGUGUUUCUUGUGAUCAGCGUCGUUUUCUGCACGGCUUCCACCCCUAAUAUAAGUCCUAUUUCAACUGUGAUUGCCAAUAUAUUGAAACAGGGUGAAGUGCACACUAACCACCUUCAACAAAUCAGACAGAAGUUCAUCGAUUCUAUUAACGAGAAGAUCGAAAAAACCUUAACCGAUUUUCAAAAAGUGAACAUUUUAUCAAAAGCCAUAUCUAUCAAUGACAACAUAACGGCAAUCUUCACUAAGGCCAAUGAAGUGGACGCCAAUAUUAUCAAAACAAUUCUAUCAUCAAUCAAUGAUGUGGCGCAAGAAUUUCUUACAGCUGUUGAUACCGUUUUAAGUGAGGUGAAAUCUCAAGUGCAAGACCUUAAAUCCACUAUCAACGAAUCAGAUUCUAACAUCAAGAAAACAAUUAUUGAUAAUUAA
Messenger RNA from Parnassius apollo (apollo), 441 nucleotides. NCBI's taxonomy places the organism in Eukaryota, Metazoa, Arthropoda, Insecta, Lepidoptera, Papilionidae. The record is from the annotation of a GenBank genome assembly.